This is a messenger RNA of Ipomoea triloba (trilobed morning glory), 1625 nucleotides long. Its product is annotated as probable polygalacturonase. Gene Ontology annotation, molecular function: polygalacturonase activity. Lineage: Eukaryota; Viridiplantae; Streptophyta; Magnoliopsida; Solanales; Convolvulaceae. Gene Ontology annotation, biological process: carbohydrate metabolic process. The record is from RefSeq and is a predicted model, not a curated record. The coding region runs from base 50 to 1486 and encodes 478 amino acids. The transcript is spliced from 3 exons.
ACUUAUCCAAAGAUUAUAGGUUUGAUAGUUUGAUUCUCUAACACAAGUGAUGAAGUUACAGAGGAAAAUGAUUUCAAUCCGAUUUAGUUUUGCUGUCAUCGUUCUCUCCCUCGCCGUCCAAUUAUAUUCAGCCACGUCACGCUUCUCCAUCCUCGAGGGUUCCCACGAGCCCCUUUCCUUCUCAGUCGCCCAGUUCGGGGCCACCGGCGACGGCGUCCACUACGACACCGUUGCAAUACAGAAGGCAAUCGACGAAUGCGCUGCUGCCGUGGUGUCCAGCCGCCACCGCCCUUGCCACGUCACGUUCCCGCCCGGGAAGUACUUGACUGCAACGGUGCACCUGAAAUCGGGCGUGGUUCUGGAUAUUAGUAGAAAUGCGACGGUUCUGGGAGGUCCGAGACUGAGGGACUAUCCGGAGGAGCAAAGCCGGUGGUAUGUGGUGCUGGCGGAGGGGGCGGACGAUGUCGGGAUCACCGGCGGAGGGGAGAUCAACGGACAAGGGCUGAAAUUCGUGCAGAGGUUCGAUGAGCGGAAGAAUGUGAUGGUGAGCUGGAACCAGACGGGGGCGUGCUUGGGGGACGAGUGCCGGCCGCGCCUCGUCGGAUUCAUCGGUUGCAGAAAUGUCAAAAUCUGGAAUGUCAGUCUCAUCGAGCCUGCUCUUUGGUGCUUGCAUCUCGUACGAAGUGACCGCAUAUCUAUCCAUGAUGUUACAAUAUACGGGAAUUUCAAUUCACCUAAUAACGAUGGAAUUGAUAUAGAAGACUCGAACAACACGUUGAUCACAAGAUGCCACAUCGAUACAGGUGAUGAUGCUAUCUGUCCCAAGUCAUCCACUGGACCUGUGCACAACCUUACUGCUACCAACUGCUGGAUCAGAACAAAGUCCUGUGCUAUAAAACUUGGCAGUGCGAGUUUUUACACUUUCAAGAAUUUCGUCUUUGACAAUAUAACAAUUGUGGAAUCCCAUAGAGGUCUUGGUCUGCAGAUACGAGAUGGAGGAAAUGUUAGCGACAUUACCUUCUCAAACAUAAACAUAAGCACGAGAUACUAUGACCCGUUGUGGUGGGGAAGAGCAGAGCCUAUCUACGUGACAACCUGCCCGAGAGAUGCAAGUUCAAAAGCAGGCUUUAUCUCCAACAUGCAGUUUGUUAACAUCACAUCAACCUCUGAAAAUGGCGUGUUCUUAUCAGGAUACGGAGGUGGACUGCUAAGCCAUUUAAAGUUCACCAACGUGAACCUCACGUUCAAAAGAUGGACAAACUACUCAGACGGAAUGCUGGACUACAGGCCGGGAUGCAAAGACCUCGUUAACCACCAAACAGCGGGGUUCAUGAUGGAGCACAUUGACGGUCUGGAACUCGAAAAUGUGUCCAUGAGGUGGUCCAAAGAUCCAGCACUGAAGUGGAAUAAUCCCUUGGAUUUUAGACCUUCAACUGUGAAUAAUAUUUCUCUGCUGAAUUUCCUCUCAAAACCAUUCCAAGAAUGAAGAUGACCUCCUGCAGGGAAUAUAUAAGAUGUUGUGAUAAAGAUUUGAACCUUUCUUCCCACUCUUGAAAUUCCCAGUGUGUUAAUGUCCUCAAUAAAGUACAGAAUAAGAAAUUUGGGAUUUUUUUUGGAGAUAAAAA